Messenger RNA from Penicillium olsonii, 2070 nucleotides. The record is from the annotation of a GenBank genome assembly. Lineage: Eukaryota; Fungi; Ascomycota; Eurotiomycetes; Eurotiales; Aspergillaceae.
AUGAUGUCGCAAAGGCCUGACAAUUCUGAUAUGAAAAUGGAGAGUCACGAAGUCAAGUUCUCCGCCAAUCCCAACCACAAUGAUCGCACCCCCCGAAACAUGCACGAAUUGGGAUUGACCCCCUCAUGGAUGGAGCCUGGCUCUUACUCCAUGAUGCCGGCUCCCAACCAAAACUCCGGAUUUUACACGCCGAAUUCCGGGGGCAUGGGCGCCAUAUUCCACAAUCAGGCCGGUGACCUGCACACGCCAACGGGCAUGCAUAUGAUCACCCCCCUUUCGCUUUCCGGCUACCCCCAGGGCCAUCACCCGCACCAGAGUGGCUUCGAACCAUUCAACCCGCAGUUUGUGGAUGCCAUGAGUGAUAUGAACCCAUACGCUCAGCAAUCUUCUUAUGCUCCUAGCGCCUUUAUGAACCGCGAUGCGGGGUACGAUGCCAUGGACGACUCCAUGGAUAAUUCAUCUUUCAACGAUGUACAGGCCGAAACCGCAUCGAACAUGACAGCAUCAACCGAUUUCUCAGCGGUGCAAGAAAGCGGCGGCGACAUGACCUACGCCAAGGGAGAUAAAUUCCGCUUCAACAGUUCUCUACGCGCGCCGACAGCAAUGGUGAAGAAUAAGAAGGAAAUCCCCAUUACCUAUCUCAAUAAAGGCCAAGCAUACAACCUUUCUAUUGUGGACUCAUGUCCCCCGAUGAUUACCCACGAGCCCGUCCGAUACAGAACAUGCGUGCGCGUUUCUUUCGAAGAACAAGAGCAAAGAGCGAAACCUUCAACAUGUUGGCAAUUGUGGAAAGAAGGGAGAGGUUCCAGUGAAGCCCACCAACGCGGGGGUAAAUUAUUAGCGGUUGAGUAUGUGGAUCCACUGCAGGGCGGCGGCGACAUACACAAGCAUCGACAGGUCCAGGUUGAAAACACGUCCGUCGACGGUUUCACCGUGACCUGGACCGCUAACUCUGCGACUGGUAUAUCCGACUGCCACAUCCCAGUCCGUUUCAACUUCCUCUCUACCGACUUUAGCCACUCGAAAGGCGUCAAAGGAAUUCCCGUUCGCCUCUGUGCGAAGACCGAGGUUAUCUCGCCAGGGGAGGACGUAGGCAUUGCCCGCGAUACGGAGCUGUCUUACUGCAAGGUGAAGCUGUUCCGAGACCACGGCGCGGAGCGAAAGCUUUCCAACGAUAUCGCACACGUCAAAAAGACUAUUGAGAAGCUGAAGCAACAAGUCUCGCAGGCUGAGAUGGGCGGUGGCUUCGGAAAGCGCAAGCGUGGCAAUAACAAUUCAUCGUCAGUCAAGGGACUUGACCGAGGUAUGAAGUCCGGAGGCCACAAGCGGACAUGGUCGACGGGCUCGGACGAUGCACCCCCGGAAAAGCUCUCUCUCGAGGAUGACCUGCAGUCGAAGCUCUCAAUGAUGCAAGAGAUGUUCUCAUCCACCCGCCCUGUGAGCAUCUUAGGCUUGCGCGGCGAAGAGACCGAUGACCCUGAUCUAUAUCCGAUCCAGCUGAGCGGCGACGUCAGAUUUGAGAAACCAAACCGCCACACCACCAAUGACUUGCAAUCCGCGGAAUCCAUGAUCCCGUCACCCGCCAACACCAACACCUCCAGCUCCAAUUCGCCUCCUUCUUUCAACAACAGAGCUUUACAACGCCCGACCACCAUUCAACGAAACCCUUCUCGCGAUCAACUCCCACGCGGUUAUCUCGAGGCCGUUGGCAUUGACGCGUCUUAUCGACCCCCGGUUGAAUCGCUGCCCAAGCCAAUUGCAUGCUUUUACAUUCGCUUUACAAAACUUGAGCAAGCUCCUUUGAAUUGCUACCGUGCUGUCUAUCUUUCAGAGCGCACGGUCCGGGAUCUAGUCAACCAAAUCUUUGCUCCCUCUGAUAUCGACCCCUCCCGCGUUGCCCACAUCAUGCAUGUCAAUGACCGGGGUUUACGGAUCACGGUCGAUGAUAACGUCGUCCGUGAGCUCCCCGAGGGCCAGGAUAUGAUCAUCGAUAUCAGUGAAACAUCAGCUCCUGACGGUAGUGCUCCUGGCACAGUUGGAUCGUCAAUUGACGUCAAAUUAACAUACUGA